Messenger RNA from Seminavis robusta, 789 nucleotides. Lineage: Eukaryota; Bacillariophyta; Bacillariophyceae; Naviculales; Naviculaceae. The record is from the annotation of a GenBank genome assembly.
AUGAAGCACAUCCUGCUAGUAUCCCAGCUGUUGCUCUUGGUUUCUCCUUGCUUCAGUCUGAAUAGCUUGCUACCGAAAUUCACAUCGCCGUUCCAGCCUGCCGCCACUUCUGCCAAACUCUCCAACACUGCCAUUGAACUUGAAGACAAGCUGCUGGAAGCAAUCGAGAAUGUUGAGGGACGUCUUGCCAACUCGGAAGAAAUCAACUCUUUGGUCCUUGCUCUAGAGAGUCAGAAAGAAGCAUGUAUUCCACAGCCGGCCAUUGCAAAAGAAGUCUACGGUCGAUGGCGAUUGCUCUACACAACCAACGCUGAAACCGCGAGCCCAAUCCAGCGCAAGGCUGUGGAUACCAGCAAAUUUCCCAUUUACCAAGAUAUUAUUUUCAAUACCGACAAUCAACUGGUCGUGAGUCAGGUUGUCAAAUUCAGUGAUUCUGCCGAGUUGAAAGUGGAUGCAUUGGCAUCCACAUCUGCGUAUCCUUUGGCGGAACUAACCGAACGCAAAAGCACCGGAACAGUGUUGGGUCUAAAUAUUUUGGGAGUCUCCUUGGUGGGAAAAGAGGCCGAGCCAGAUCCGACCCGCCCGGAUUCUAGGAUUGACUUUGUUUUUGACGAAGGAAAGUUUGACUUUGGAUCCAUCAAUGUCCCAUACCCAGUUCCCUUUCGCUCUCCUCUCUUUCGGGAUUGGGUCAAGGGAUGGAUUGAUAUCACUUGGUUGAGCGAUAGACUUCGGAUAUCUCGAGGAAACAAAGGCAGCACCUUUAUUCUUGUCAAGGAGGAAGAUAACUAA